This is a messenger RNA of Penicillium atrosanguineum, 834 nucleotides long. RefSeq names its product putative oxidative stress response protein Oxr1. Bases 1 to 834 code for a protein of 277 amino acids. Gene Ontology annotation, biological process: response to oxidative stress. Lineage: Eukaryota; Fungi; Ascomycota; Eurotiomycetes; Eurotiales; Aspergillaceae. Gene Ontology annotation, cellular component: nucleus. The transcript is spliced from 4 exons. The record is from RefSeq and is a predicted model, not a curated record.
AUGCCGUGGUCCAUGUCAUCCUCCUCCUCCUCGGUCUUCACCCCACGCCGAACAGCCUCACCAUUCCAACCUCCACCCCUCACACCCCUCUCCCUCAUAAUCCCUAAAGGGCAAGACCUCCUCCAACAGCAACUUUUGACACGCGCCCUAGCAGAGGAAAUCCGCCUCCUCGUCCCCGCACGUCUCCAACUCGUCGAGAACUGGCGUCUAGCAUAUAGCCUCGAUCGCGACGGCGCCUCUCUAUCAACCCUCUACGACAACUGCGAGGAAUUCUCCCACCGUAGCCCGCGGGCAGGCUACGUCCUAGUCGUACGCGACUCCUCCCCCGCCGGCGCUGUCUUCGGCGCAUACAUGACCGAUCUCCCGCACCCCGACUCCCAAUUCUUUGGCACCGGCGACGACGGACCCCAGACGGAAGAAGCUCUCGAGCGCGCUGGUCUCCCGCCUCCCCCUUCUGCGGAUACCACCCACGCCGGACGAUGGAGUACAUUCCGCAGCGACCCCGGGGCGAAAUCGAGAACCGCGUCCCCGGCUCACAAUCUCAAUAUGAAUAUUAAAACUAAUCUUGCCGCUGCUAGUGGCGUGGUGCGAGCACCCCCUGAGCGUAUUCGCUUCAAGGCCUUCCCGUAUAGUGGUGUCAAUGACUAUAUGAUGUUCUGUGAGACUGGGUUCUUGAGCUUGGGCGGCGGCGAUGGACGGUACGGCCUCUGGGUGGACUCCGGCCUAGAGAAGGGCGUCAGCUCUCACUGUCAGACAUUUGGAAACGAGCCACUAUCUGAUGAGGGAGAGAAAUUUGAUAUCCUCGGCAUUGAGGUGUGGUACGUUGGCUCAUGA